Molecule: messenger RNA, 4848 nt
Organism: Leopardus geoffroyi (Geoffroy's cat)
Lineage: Eukaryota; Metazoa; Chordata; Mammalia; Carnivora; Felidae
Gene: FIGNL2
Product: fidgetin like 2
Exons: 2
Coding region: 286-2265 (659 amino acids)
Molecular function (GO): ATP binding; ATP hydrolysis activity; microtubule severing ATPase activity
Source: RefSeq, a predicted model, not a curated record
GAGGGCUCUGGGGGCGGGCGAGGGGAGGCGGGGGGUGGGGGUGGGGGUCCUGCCUGCGGGGGGAGCCGGGGCGGCCCCUUGUCCGGCCACCCCCACUGCCCAGUCCCGCUCCCGGCCGCGGCGGCCGCAGCAGCCGCAGCAGUAGCGGCUCCAGGAUGGUGAGCGCCGCUGCCCCCCAGCCCCGGCCUGUCGCCCCCGGCCCGCGCCCCGGCCCCGGGGCCGGACGCCCCCCCAGGCCGCGCACACUCACCUAGGACCCGGCCGGGAUGCCGAGCUCUGUCGAAGAUGCACUGGACACCGGAACACGCCCAGCCCCUCAACCAGUGGCCAGAGCAGCACCUGGACGUCUCCUCCACUACCCCGUCGCCGGCCCACAAGUUGGAGCUGCCCCCUGGGGGUCGCCAGCGCUGCCACUAUGCUUGGGCACACGACGACAUCUCUGCCCUCACGGCCUCCAACCUCCUCAAGCGCUACGCGGAGAAGUACUCUGGGGUCCUGGACUCGCCCUACGAGCGCCCCGCGCUGGGCGGCUAUGGCGACGCCGCCUUCCUCAAUGGCGCCAAGGGGGACCCCGAGCCCUGGCCAGGGCCCGAGCCACCCUACCCCUUGGCCUCACUCCACGAGGGCCUCCCGGGAACGAAGUCGGCCAGUGGGGGCGGCUCCGGGGGCCUCGGGGGCUCGCCGGUUUUAGCCGGGAACCUGGCUGAACCCCUCUACGCCGGCAAUGCGUGCGGGGGCCCGUCGGCGGCGCCCGAGUAUGCGGCGGGCUACGGCGGGGGGUACCUGGCCCCCGGCUACUGCGCGCAGACGGGCGCCGCGCUGCCCCCGCCGCCCCCCGCCGCGCUACUGCAGCCCCCGCCUCCGCCGGGUUACGGCCCGUCGGGGCCUCUGUACAACUACCCCGCGGGGGGCUACGCCGCUCAGCCCGGAUACGGGGCUCUCCCACCGCCCCCGGCCCCGCCCCCGGCCCCCUACCUGGCCUCCGGCCUGGCGGCGCCCACGCCCCUGCCCGCGCCCGCUCCGCCCCGGCCGGCGCCCACCUCCUACAGCUUCCAGGCGGCCGCUCCCGGCGCCGAGGGCGGCGUGUCGCUGAAGCGCAAGGCGGCCGACGAGGGCGCGGAGGGCCGCUACCGCAAGUACGUCUACGAGCCGGCCAAGGCCCCGGCGGCCGACGGCGCCUCCUAUCCCGCAACGGACAACGGCGACUGUCGGGGCAACGGGUUCCGGCCGAAGCCGCCGGGCGCCGCGGAGGAGGCGUCUGUCAAGUACGGUGGCGGCAUCCCCCUCAAGGUCUUGGGCUCUCCCGUCUACGGCCCGCAACUCGAGCCCUUUGAAAAGUUCCCGGAGCGCGCUCCGGCGCCGGCUCCCCGCGGGGUCUUCGGAGUGCCGUCGGGAGAACCCCCCAAAGGCGUGGACCCGGGGGCCCUGGAGCUGGUGACGAGCAAGAUGGUGGACUGCGGGCCCCCGGUGCAGUGGGCAGAUGUGGCAGGCCAAGGCGCGCUCAAGGCGGCGCUGGAGGAGGAGCUGGUGUGGCCGCUGCUCAGGCCGCCCGCCUACCCUGGCAGCCCGCGCCCGCCGCGGACCGUGCUGCUCUUCGGACCGCGGGGCGCGGGCAAAGCGCUGUUGAGCCGCUGCCUGGCCACGCAGCUGGGCGCCACGCUGCUGCGCCUGCGCGGAGCGACGCUGACCGCGCCCGGCGCCGCCGAGGGCGCGCACCUCCUCCAGGCCGCCUUCGCGGCUGCGCGCUGCCGCCCGCCCGCCGUGCUCCUCAUCAGCGAGCUGGACGCGCUGCUCUCGGCUCGGGACGACGGCGCCGCCACCGCAGGCGCGCUGCAGGCGCCGCUCCUGGCGUGCCUGGACGGCGGCUGCGGCGCGGGGGCGGACGGCGUGCUGGUCGUGGGCACCACCUCGCGGCCCGCGGCUCUGGACGAGGCCACCCGCAGGCGCUUCGCUCUCCGAUUCUACGUGGCGCUGCCCGACGGUCCUGCCCGCGGGCAGAUCCUGCAGCGGGCGCUGGCCCAGCAGGGCUGCGCGCUGAACGAGCGGGAGCUCGCGGCCCUGGUGCAGGGCACCCAGGGCUUCUCCGGGGGCGAGCUGGGGCAGCUGUGCCAGCAGGCGGCGGCCGGGGCGGGCCUCCCGGGGCUGCAGCGGCCCCUCUCCUACAAGGACUUGGAGGCAGCGCUCGCCAAGGUGGGCCCUAGGGCCUCCCCCAAGGACCUGGACUCGUACGUGGAAUGGGACAAAAUGUACGGCUCCGGACACUGACGGCGCGCCGGGAGGUCGCGGGAGCAGCCGCCCCUUUCUCCCAGCCCUUCCGUCCGGGAGGGGGAUGUCUUUAACCAAACCGGGCUGGGAGGGUGCCGGAGUGAUGAAUGUGGGCUGGGGGAGGGGCGGGGCUGCCGGUGGAUUUUUUUUCGUAGGAAGGAAAAUGCUUCUGCUAGGCAGAUAGAUGCCAUAUGCGCUGUGUACUCAGGUUUUUCCUAUUUAUUGUGGACGGGAAGCUCGCCAUCUCUGCCCAGCCGACGGGCCGACCCGGGACGGGCUGGCACCCGGGGCCUAAGGAACUCCUGCGCCCUCUCCACAAUCCUUUUGUCUCCUCGCGCUCUGAAUGCGCCCCCCCUCCUCCCCUUUCUCUGCAUUCGCGUAGUUUUUUCUCUCCGUGGCUUUGUCACUACUGACCUGUCCCUCAUAUGCUGGCCCCGUUUCUCUUUUGCUCCUCCCUCCCCUAUCUCUCCAUCUAUCACCCUCUGUGCUUCUGUCUCCAUCCCUUGCUCUCCAGCCUGUUUUCCCUUGGUCCUUCUCAUUCAAAGAAUGCAGUGUCCCUUUGCAGGAGAUCUGGAAGUCCGGGGCUGAGGAGGAGGGUGUGGGGAGUUCCCUCCCACCCCAUUAUCCCUCACCCAGUUGUAUCCUUGGGCCUUGGGGGGUGGGGGAAGGCAAGCAAAAGAAACAAAACAAAACAAAACAACACAAAACACCCAAAGAAGGGUUUUUGUUUGUUUGUUUGUUUUUGAGGGGGAAGUCCCAGAAAUGUAGCUUGUUUAAUAUUUUAGGCCUCUUAUUUUUGUAAGAUGUGUAGAAUUUGCUGUUUUUCGUUUUAUUUUGACAACUCAGGAAGAAACUGACCUCAGAAAGAAUGUUAGACUUUGGCUGCUCUCCUGUGUGUUCCCUGCCCCCCCACCCCUCCCGAGGAACAGAUUCUCCCAGAAGACUCAGAAAGUGAAACUUGUGGGUAAUGGGAGAGGAAGGCCCAGAGCCCCACGGACACCCCUGCUCUUCCUGGGACAGAAGCGGAAUGUAUUUCUAGGGCUUCCUCCCCAGGUCCAAGGUUGUAGGCAGGGGUGUGGGGGAGUGGGUUGUGGGAUUUGAGAGGAGGUAGGUCCUGUUGCUCUCCCCCUGAGCCCCACUCUCCAGCUUAGUGUUUUUUUCUUUAGGGUUAUCCAGAGGGAGGCCCUUGCCCCCUCCCUGUCCCAGAUCCAGAAAGAGAGGACCCAAAUGGGAAGGCGUCCGAGGCAGAAAGUCCCCAGAGUGGUCAUCUCACCUGGCCCUUCCCUAGGCAGAGAUCUUCUAUAACUUAGGAUUCCCUCGGGAGAGAAGACCGUGUGGCCACGAGUCUGGCUGGGCACAAAACUGACUACAGACUCAGCUUCCCUGUAUGUUGGGAGGCUCCAAGGAGGAAGUAGCACCAAUUACAGAAGGUUCUGUGGGGAAGCGGGCCUGUCCCGUUCUCCUAGGGUCCUCAGUUGGGAGCCCCAGGGGCUUCCAGAGGGUGAAGGGGAUGGGCAAGCUGAUUUUCCCUGAUGCUAGGAGUUUUCCUGAUGCUAGGGUGGGAGUCCCACCCAAACUUUCCACCAGAAGCCAGCCUCAGGGAGGGGGCGGGUGCGGGGGCUUCCUUGUGAGAAGAAUAUUCCUGUCCUUCCCAGCAACUUUCCCUUGAUAGGGCUUCUCUCCCUCAGGGAGCCCAUUUCACCACUCUGACUUUUGGUCCAAAGCAGGAGGCAAGCCCUCACCCUACCUCUUCUCUCUCCCACCCCAGUCUCCCUCCCUGUUCUCUGCUCACCCUUCCAGCUCCUCCAGUCUCUGUACCAUCGCCCACUCUCUGCUGGAAGGGUGUCCACAGGGGACAUUUCAGGUGCCAAGGUGCCGAGGGCCUGUGCUGGCCUAGGGCUGCUAACAGGAAAGCUGCUCUGUUUCUCCCCCACCCCCCCGCUUUUCAUCCUUGGUCUUUCUGGCCCUCCUCUCCUUGGAGCUGGCUGACCGCAGGGCUUUGGUGCCUCAGCAGCAGUGGGUUGCACUGCUGUAAAGGGCCCUUUGGAGGGUGCAGGGCGUGAGAAGUUUCUCUCAGGUGUGUGUAUGUAUAUGGGGGUGGGGGUGGAGGGCCCCGGGGAGUGGGGUUGGGAUCUCAGCCUUCCCUUCAAGAGGCAGGCAGCUGGGGGUGGGGGGGGGAACUCACUGAGACCCAGGGCCCCCACUGCCUCCUCCACUGGCCUUGGGGAGCUUUGCACAAGGAGACAGCCCCCAGUCUACUAGCACCUACCUCAUGGACACUGGGGCAGGUGGGGGGAAGGGUAGGUCCAGCUCUGGCAAUGUUGGGGGGGGGCAUACCAAAGAAUCCAGGGGCACGGAUGUGGGGAGGACAGACUCGGCAAGCUGGUCCUCCUCUUCCUCUACCCAGACUGGGGUUGGGUUCCUCUCCUCCAGCUGUAACCAUUUCUACCUCAUUUUGCUGCGUGUUGUACAUGGACGUAUUUAUCUCCUGUCUGAUGAUGCUCUGCAGUUGUGGUCUGUCUACCUCAGAAGAGACUGUAUUUUAAAAGAAAGUAUUACACAGUAUUAAAGCGAUGACAUGUG